GUUGAACAUCUUGGUAGUUGACUGUGGGUGAACAGGAACUUGACCGAAGAUGGAUUUAGAGAAUAAAGUGGCUGUGGUGACUGGAGGUGCUCAGGGUUUGGGCAGAGCCUUUGUCGAAAUACUCCUAAAAAAGGGGUCAAAUGUGGCCUUCAUUGACGUGAAUGAACCACGAGGAAAAGAGUUAAAGGCUGCGCUUGCCGAAGAAUAUGGACCUGACAGGGUUGAAUUUUACGCUGCGGAUGUCUCAUCUAAGGAGGAAUUUAUAGGAGCUUUUCAGAAAAUUGUGGACAGGUUUGGCCACAUCGACAUUAUGUACAACAAUGCAGGGGUUGUCAAAGAAAAUGACUGGGAGAAAACCAUUGCCAUAAAUAUGUCUGGGCUGGUGAGGGGAACAUAUCUGGCUCUGCAGUACAUGAAGGAAAAUCCUGAUAGCAAAGGCGCAAUUAUCAACAUAUCAUCUACUGCAGGUCUGUGGUUUGUGCCAACAGCGCCCAUCUACACAGCGACUAAAUAUGCAGUGGUGGGAUUCAGCCGUGCUAUUGCAGCUGUUGCUAUGAAGUCCAACCUUGGGUUGAGGAUCAACACUCUUUGUCCAGGUGUGGUGAAGACUAACCUGCUGUCCUCUUCUAAUAUAGAGGACCAUUUUGGACAGUUUUCACAACUAGAGGAAAUGAAGGAGAUGGUUCUGGAAAGAAAUGACUUUGUGGAGCCUGAGGAUGUUGCCAAGGCCUCCCUUAUUCUUGUGACAGAUGAAAACAAGAAUGGAGAAAUUCUGAAGAUCGAUGCUGAUGGUACGGCAUUCAUAUCCCUUCCUGAACCACCAGCCAUGCGAAAGUAGCCAAUCAGCUUUUUUCCCUGCCACAGCCAUAACUUUCAGAGCUGAUUCCUAAUGUCAGAUUAGAAUUGAAAUGUUAAAGGCUUUGCUCCUAUAAUUUUGCCUGGUUGAAAAUGUACUAAUCUUCCUCAGUUCUAGUUGGCAGUAGACAAUAAGUAAACUUGAUGCAGGCCUAAUGUAAGGUCUUGACUAAAUAAACGAUCAUG
Molecule: messenger RNA, 1041 nt
Organism: Sinocyclocheilus anshuiensis
Lineage: Eukaryota; Metazoa; Chordata; Actinopteri; Cypriniformes; Cyprinidae
Product: 15-hydroxyprostaglandin dehydrogenase [NAD(+)]-like
Exons: 8
Coding region: 50-838 (262 amino acids)
Cellular component (GO): cytoplasm
Molecular function (GO): oxidoreductase activity, acting on the CH-OH group of donors, NAD or NADP as acceptor
Source: RefSeq, a predicted model, not a curated record